ACUCCCUAAAUUGUGAAUAUCCAUGUGAUACAAUCGUUUCUUAGCUAUUACGGAGAAGGUUGAUUGACUUCAAUGACGCAUUUAAUUGCUGUCCGUGAAAAGUCCACAUACGUAUUGUUACCCAGAGUUACUGACGCUUAGUUGACGGUGCAUUUGUACAGCCAUGGCAUCUGUCAAUGAAGGAUUCGUGGCGGACGAGGACGGAAUUCACGAAAAGAGCCAAGAUUUGGAGUCUAAAAAUUCGUCACCCUCAGCGAAAGCCCGUCAAAUCCUUGGCGCCGACAUCGAUUACUCUGCGGCACGCAAGGCGCCAUUGUUCAUAGCGACGAUUGCCGCCUCGUGGGGUGCGUUCAUCCUUGGGAGUUUCCUGGGAUGGUCGUCACCCGUUCAACCACAAUUGCAGCAUACUCCGAAUGCCACAGUGCCUCCUCACAUCACGAACGAGGAGAGCGUCUGGUACGUGAAAUUAGAUAACACUCAGAUGGCCAUGGUGGGUUCAUUCGUCAAUCUUGGCGCCUUAUUGGGAGCUCUCUGCGGAGGCUUUUUGAUGGAUCGUUUCGGACGGAAAUUGGUCCUCAUCUCUUUGUCCUUGCCCUUCGUCGUUGCUUGGCUACUCGUCGUUCUCGCCGUCGAUCCCAGUAUGUUGUACAUUGGACGAAUCUUGGGUGGGGCGGCCGGUGGCAUAGUUUCCGUCGUAGCGCCCAGCUAUGUCGGCGAGAUCUCUAUUCCCAGCGUGAGAGGCCUUCUUGGAUUCUCAUUCCAAUUGAUGGUAGUCUUAGGCAUUUUGGUGGUCAGCUUGUUCGGCCUAGGACUCGAUUGGCGAUUGAUCUCAGCCAUCGAGGCCGUCUUCCCCUUCAUCUUCCUCGUAUCCGUGCUGUACAUUCCCGAAUCGCCUUAUUAUUCUGUCAAAAAAGGCAAAUCAUCGGAAGCGCGCGAUGCUUUGAAAUGGCUGCGAGGACCUGAAUACGAUAUGGAGCAAGAACUGGCUGAAAUGGAAGCUCGCGUCCGCAUCGAAUUGUCUCAGAAGAGCCGCUUCUCCGAUCUUUGGAGUAGCUGGGCAUGGAAGCCCGUCAUGGUAGCCAUUGGUUUGAUGGUAUUUCAACAACUCUCAGGUAUCAACGCGGCCUUAUUCAACGCUGUUGCCAUUUUCGAAUCAGCCGGCUCUGAACUGGACACGCUGGUUGCCGCCGUUCUCCUCAAUGUCGAUCAAGUCGUCUUUUGCUUUAUAUCGUCGCUCUUGGUUGAGCGUCUCGGUCGCCGAACCCUUUUCCUCAUCUCUGAGAUUGGCAUGUGCAUUUCGAUGUUUGCCUUGGGCGCGUUCUUCUUCAUCAAAGAGGAAUGCGAGAAGGAAUUGACGGCCACACCGACAUCCGAUUGCCAGCAACAGGUGACCGUCUUGGGUUGGCUCCCGCUGACGUCGCUCAUCCUUUUCAUUGCCACUUUCGCCGUGGGUGCCGGCCCCAUGCCGUGGCUCAUGUUCAGCGAGAUUUUGCCGGCCAGAGUCAAAGGCCCCGGCAGCUCUGUUGCCUCGUUCACCAACUGGUUUUUAGCUUUCAUCGUCACACUCACUUUUGUUGACAUUCAAGAAGCUAUAGGAAGCUCCGGUGCGUUUUGGAUGUUUGGCGGUUUCUGCGUCCUCGGCAUCUUGUUCAGUAUUUUCCUCCUUCCGGAAACUAAAGGCAAAUCACCAGAGCAGAUCCAAGCUUUCUUUGGCAUCCAUCCCGCCUGCUUCGUCUAGCGAUUGAGAAAAGAUAACAAAAAAACAAAUUCUUAUUACGUAAAAAAAAAAAAUGUGUUACCUCACUUGGCUAAAAGGGAGCGACGACAUGGGCGGGGAGAGAAAGAGAGAAAACUUUGUUUUGGGUUUAUGUUUGCGCUCGUUUUUAAUUUCUACUUUCUCCUCUCACGACAGAGCAAGGAGAAAAAGUCGCAUGACAACGUCACAAUCAUGUUUCCACUUCCUUCUUUUUUACGUCCUCUCUUAUUUUUGAUAGAAUAAAUUUUUAACAAAAAAAAAAAAAAUGAACGUUGUGACAUUCUCUGCGUUCAACAGAUUGUUUCGCAGCCUCAUUAAUUAUUCUACAUCCUUUCAAUUUUUUUUCUUUUUAAAGUUUUUGGAGAAACUGUUUUAUCAUUUGUUCAUGUAAUUGGUAAUGUUAUUGAAUGUGUCGCCUUUUUUUUUAUACAUACAUUAUACACAUCAAUGUCGGAAACUGAUUUACAUAAUUUUAGUGAAGCCGAUAUCCUGUUACAAAAAAAAAUAUUUUGGUGCCUUAAACGAUGAUAUUUUUCGACAUUUUUUUUUUUUUUUUAAAGAAAUACUCUUGCGACAUUUUUCAAGUGUAUUACGUGCGCACGUGUGGGUCAAUACAAACAAAUUAUAAACA
Messenger RNA from Daphnia carinata, 2387 nucleotides. RefSeq names its product solute carrier family 2, facilitated glucose transporter member 8-like. Bases 164 to 1738 code for a protein of 524 amino acids. The transcript is spliced from 7 exons. The record is from RefSeq and is a predicted model, not a curated record. Gene Ontology annotation, biological process: transmembrane transport; carbohydrate transport. Gene Ontology annotation, cellular component: membrane. Lineage: Eukaryota; Metazoa; Arthropoda; Branchiopoda; Diplostraca; Daphniidae. Gene Ontology annotation, molecular function: sugar transmembrane transporter activity.